AUGGACGAGAUCGUGGUGGACCAGAGCCGGCUUUCUUGGAUCUGCGAGAAAACCGCAGCGGUCCUGAUCAUUUUCUUGGGUCCGUUUGUCGGGCUGAUCGGUGGAGCCUGUCUGCCGCUAAUCUGGAUUUACUUCCGCGUCAAGCUCCUCGUCCAACACUAUCUACGGUCAAAACGUUCCUCACGAGAAAAGGACCCCAUAAUCAAAAUGGUCUAG
Cladophialophora bantiana CBS 173.52 is the source of this 216-nucleotide messenger RNA. RefSeq lists its product as uncharacterized. The coding region runs from base 1 to 216 and encodes 71 amino acids. Lineage: Eukaryota; Fungi; Ascomycota; Eurotiomycetes; Chaetothyriales; Herpotrichiellaceae. The transcript has a single exon. The record is from RefSeq and is a predicted model, not a curated record.